CACAGUGAGGACCCGCAACCCCAGCAAGUCCAACAAAUAUGACCCACAAUCAAACAAUUCAAUAGGUGAGCCGUCCACUGGCAACGCCGAACAAUUCAGGAGGCAUCUCACACAACUACUAGCCUAGCUCCUGAAUUCAACCGCUCGUAGAAUCAGUACCUUUUAUUAAUCCCGGAAACUCUGAGUUGGUAGGUAUUGUUGGUUUCCUUUAACCUGUACUGGGUGUACAGCAUUGCUACUCCACCUAGAAAAGGACAAUGCCGACUCACUCUCUGCUGCCGUUUGUGGAGAGCCCAGAUGGACUUGCCCAAGACAUUUUGAUAAGUAAUAGUGCAAGCAUUCCAGGGCCUGGCUCAAGUAUGACACCUCAUAGCACCUAUUUCGAGAAGGCUGUGUUGCAGUCUGGAGGAAGUGAAUCAGUAUCUUGUAUGUUCUGUGACCAGACCUUUUCCGAUCAGGAUGAUCUAGGACCCCAUGUAUUAGAACAGCACCCUUCCACUUUCUUUGAACCAGCUGUGCUUCGAAUUGAAGGAGAAUUCAGAAUUCCAGGAGAGAGAGGUCGACCUAAAUCAAGUAGCCUUCCUGCUGAAAAGGAGGUUCACAGCUGUAUUGUGUGUGGUCAGGUAUCACAAGAUGCAGGUGAGCUAGAGACACACAUGAGGAAGCACAAAGACUAUUUUACUUACUGCUGCAAUGUCUGUGGACGGCGGUUUAGAGAGUCAUGGUUCUUAAAGAACCACAUGAAGAUGCAUGUAAAGUCAGGAGCAAAGAGCAAAGCCCAGCAAGAAUUAGAAACACCAGUUACCAUCAAUGGAGUUGUUCAAGACCCUGCAGUAGAGCCUGUACCCACCGUUUACAAAAUGUGCAUGGUUUGUGGGUUUUUCUUCCCUGACCAUGAAUCUUUGGUAGAACAUAGUAAGGUACAUAAUCGAGAGGUGGAGCCUGACAAAGAUGGACACAAGGAGAACAUGGAUGCCACUACUGAACCUCUGAAACAGGAAACAUUUCUUCAUGGUUUAAAUCUUCUGCCCUGCUCAGCAGAUAGUAUAUUACAGCCUACGAGAUCCUCAAAAUGGAUUCCCCAGUUAGAUCCAUUCAACACAUAUCAAGCAUGGCAACUCGCUACAAAGGGCAAAAUAGCAGUUGGACCUAAUAAUAUUAAAGACAUUGGACAAGACGCCAGCACUGACAAUGAAGACUGCAGUUCUGAUAAGGAAGAACUGAAUAAUAUUUGGUCUGAAGGCCAAGGAGACAAGGCUGCAAGGGAGGUUCUCGGGAAAGGCCUCCGCUCUCAGCAGCAGACAGCAGUAGGGAGCUUACAGCCAAUGCGCAGGUCUCUCAUACAGAAAGACAAGGACAAAGAAAGACCAACUACAUGUGAAGAAUGCCAGAGAACCUUCAGGACUUAUCACCAGUUGGUUCUCCACUCCAGAGUGCACAAGCGCGAUAGGGGUGGCGAGGAGAGUCCAACUUCCUCUGUUGAUGGGAAACUGUCAAGACCCAGCUCAGUGGACCAGACAGAGGAAGGCUCUGAGGAGGGAUUUGAGGAAGCUGCGAUGACAGAAAACCUGGCCUCUGGUGAAGAUGGUCUGGAUCGAUCCAAAGUUAGAUCCAAAGAAUGCAGUUACUGUGGCAAAUCAUUUCGCUCCAGCUACUACCUCACUGUUCAUCUGAGGACUCACACAGGGGAAAAACCCUUCAAGUGUGGUUACUGUGACUACGCUGCAGCUCAGAAGACUUCACUGAAAUACCACCUGGACCGGCGUCACAAGGACAAACCUUACAUGGAGAACCCCAGCAGACCUGUGCCUUUAGCACCCUCUCCUACAGACGUCAAGCAAGAAAAUAACAAUGAAAACCCCUCCCCAACUGGAUCCAAGCUCUGGGUUGGAGGCUCAUACACCAACGGGACAUCAGAAGACAGAUUUGAUAGCAAGCUUGGCAAAUCGCUCAUCCAGAUGAACACAGAGUAUGAGAAAUUAAUUGCUAAGUCUGCUGAUGAUGUGCACAUAAAAUUCCCCGCACCUGUUAACCUGAAGGUGGAAAAGGAAGAGAUAAAAGACGAGAACGCUGAGGCCCCAUUAAAUUUGUCCUUAAAAGUGUCUCUCUCCAUUCCUGCAGAACCUAGAAAUGCAUUAAUUCCAACUGCCUGUUCACUGUGCGCAUAUAAAACCAUGUACCCGGAGGUUCUGAUGAUACACAAAAAGCUGACUCACAAAGACAAGUCAGACACUGCCAAAAAGAGCAGUUUUGGUAGUGCGAGACAGAAACGUCACACAGGCUGCCCCCCUGCCCUCGAUGGGAAAGAUGUAACCCCGCUGCCCAUGAUUAAUAGAAGCCACCCUCGUCGAACCAAGUCCCCGCCCCCUUUACCUGCAAAACCACAGGAGAAGACACUUCCCAGUAACACAAACCCUGGACCUAAAAGAUCCCCUAUGUGUGCACCUUUACGUAAUGUUGUCCCGGAUACAAAGCGAUAUAGACAGACCAUUGAUCCACAUCCAAGCCAAGAAGCUUCAAGGUAUACAGAGCUCAUGAGGAAAUCCAACACAGGCAGCAAGUAUGUAAUGGACAGACCAGCCCCUCCAGAUAGAGUGGGAAUUGGUGAAAGGAGUUACCCAGUGAGAAGCGGUGUUAUUUGGCACUCGGACGCCACCAGGCUGUGUUUGUCAAGCCGAUUUGGGAGCCUCCCUCAGAUGGAUUUUGGUGAAACCUCCAGCAAGAGAUUAAAGUACACCAUGCCCCUAAGCAGGGAAGCUGAAACCAGCGAGAAGCCCGGCUUUAGAGUGGCGACAGGGGACGGAUCGACCAGGAUGCUUAUCUCAGGGAGAAGUGUGAAAAGUGCAGCACAAGCCUCGUGUCCAUCUGAGGUUUUGGGUCCAGUAAAGAACACUCCCACUGCUAUGGGUGGAAGUUUGGACCCGGAGUGGAUGAACUUGCUGCGCUCUUGUACACCCAGUGACCUGGCAACUCUGUAUCACAGCACACCAGCAACCCCUGGUCAUGGAGGUCUGGGCAACCAAAGAGCAGGGGGCAGAACUAUGCUGUACCAACACUUGCCAACUCUGCCCAACCUACAGAGGAGAGAAGCAUCAGGCCCAUUCCCUAAUCAACGCUAUGGGACCACUGACAAAAAUACCUGAAGUGGCUUAAGGUAAAAAGGUUGAAAUAUUAGGACUUUUCUUUUUUGGAUUUUCAACCUCUAACACAACCUUUGACAACUUUUGCCUGGUACUUUAUAUGAAUCCACCCAUGUUAAGAAAUGCAAAAAUCUUUUUCUCUGUCUAGAGUCAAACUGAGCUGCUACCUUAUUUAGUAGAACAUAUUGUAAAAUGAGUUUAAUGUACAGAUUAAUAAGAGAGAUGGUUUAUGCUCAAAGUGUCUAGGCUCCCUAAUUUCAUUUUCCAAUACGAGAAAAAGUGUGUUGCAUAGACAUUUCAGGGCUUUGGCAUUCAUUUUACAUAUUUUCUUUGAAUAAAAGAUUAGAAGAUUAUCGCUUCUCAAAUGUAUUCCUCCACCGAUCUGCACUGUGAUAACUUUUCACGAACGGUUACUUAUCCAUAUUUGACCCACACUAAUGUUAAGAGGAUGUAAAAGUAAAAAGUGUAUGUGGGAUAACAAAUGUGUUAGCUUUAGGUGCAUAAAAUUAUAUUAAGUAAAACUGUUAGAUAAAAAAAAAUACAAAAAAGGAAAAAAAAAAUUUGUGUUACAUUUGCUGCUCUGUUCUUGUUGACAUACAGGCUGCGGUUCAGCAUUAUUCUACCUUUUUCCUUUUCCAAAGCACUGAAGGGGUGGGAUUUUCAGUCAAAGAACUUGAUGGCUUUGACCCAUUUGGUUAAUAAACAGGCCAUAGUAACAAGUGCUGUGCAUGUGGAAGUGGUCUACCUCAUGUUGUGCUCUACACACUGUUAUUUUUGUAGAGCUGCUGUAAAUAUCAUGUCAGCUGAGCCUGCACACCUAGUCACCUACUGACAAGUGACAGAUAUUUUAAGUUGGAGUUCUACAUCUAGAUAGAUAUGUUUGUCAGGUAACCUGGGAGUCGACGUUAUGUAAACUUUUGCUCUUCUGCUGAGGCCAUUAUCCAACCUGUGGUACACAACUUGUAACAUAAUUUGGGUUUGUCGUAUAUGAUAUGCUUGUAUUAAGUCGACUUUUAAACACAGAACUGAUUGUGAGCAUUGUUCUUCUGAAGUGGCGACAGAAAGGCCUGAAAUCAAUCAGCCAUUAAAUGUGGUAAAUUUCACAGAGUUCUGUUGACGUGUUAAACCGUCACGUUGUAUUUUGAUGGAACAUUUAGUCACUGUUCAGUUUGCUUUUCAUACGCAGAGUCUGAAAAGUGGGAUUUUUGUUUCAAGAGGCAGGACACAGCCAUGGCUGGUCAUCAAGUAGCCUUUUCUGUGUCACAUGAUUUAAAAAAAAAAAAAAAAGGAUAAUAAUAAAAUAGCUGUGUUGAUGAGUUGCUCAAUUAAUUGUACACUGUGAACAAAAACUGUCUCAGGUUAUUCAUUUACAAGCUAUUUAGUCUACUGUGUAAUUUAACAUUUUCUGCAACUUUGAGAGGUUUGGGUUAAGUUAUUUCUUUUUUGUUGUCGAUUUGGUAUUCACACAAUGUGUACUUUAUGUAAAGAUGAAAAUAUUGUUUGAGACUUGUAUGACACAUUUCAAUAAUAAAAUGGGAAGAAGAA
This is a messenger RNA of Sphaeramia orbicularis (orbiculate cardinalfish), 4685 nucleotides long. RefSeq names its product zinc finger protein 217 (gene znf217). Gene Ontology annotation, biological process: regulation of DNA-templated transcription. Gene Ontology annotation, molecular function: RNA polymerase II cis-regulatory region sequence-specific DNA binding; DNA-binding transcription factor activity, RNA polymerase II-specific. The transcript has 5 exons. NCBI's taxonomy places the organism in Eukaryota, Metazoa, Chordata, Actinopteri, Kurtiformes, Apogonidae. Gene Ontology annotation, cellular component: nucleus. The record is from RefSeq and is a predicted model, not a curated record. The coding region runs from base 258 to 3143 and encodes 961 amino acids.